CUUAUUCUUCAGAACUCGGACUUCCAUCUGUUGUUGCAUUCAUGUAAUGCUCCGAUUCGAGUAGGUACGAUGACUCUUGAGCUCGACGUCUUGCCAAGAGCCAAUCUUGGUUGCAAACCAGUGUUUCAAGAGAUUCAGCGCUAAGACAACUUCGAAAGUCGGUUAGAAUGUUGCCGCUAGCACUGAAUUCUCGUUCAACUGCUACGGUUGAUACCGGAACGGAUAACACUUGUACGGAGCAAACGAAGGAUGCGAUGUGGGAUCGUAUCGAGGAGAAGUUCUUCACGGCGAUGAAAAAGGACGGCUCCUACCGAACCCGGGACCAACUCACUUCCAAAUGGAGCCACAUCAACAAAAAAGUACGAAAGUUUAUGGGAGUAUACGAGGAAUGCUCCUGGUCCCGGAGGAGCGGCAUGAACGACGCCGAUGUUCUCUGGCUUGCCACGACCCGGUAUCAAGACGACGGGAACCAAGGCAAGGUGCCCAUCGAUCUUUGGGGGAUUUUGAGUCGUUCCCCAAAGUGGCAACAACUCAACAAUCCCGACGGCGGAUCAUUGCGAAAAAGAUCCGCCGUCGACGCCGAGGUUGAGAUCGACGAGACUAUCGGUUCUACCGAUCAAAUCCCUCCCUUCAAUGUUGCGGAUUCCGAUGACGAGGACCCCAUUCCACGGCCGAUCGGAAGAAAGAAGGCAAAAUCCAUUGCCUCUGGUUCGGGAGGGUCCGCCUCUGUUUCCGCUUCUCCCCGCGACGAAAUCGGCCGGGCAAUGAUUGAACAACUUCGGGCGUUCAAUCUCCAAGAACAAGAGAGGUUGAAGCUAAAGGAGAAGGAGUUGAAGCUAAAGGAGCAGGAAGCCGAGAUGAAAGUCAUGCAAACCGAUCCCCGGACGUUGUCGGAGUUUGGACGAAUGAUCUAUGAGCAAAGAAUGAGAGAGAUCAAGGAGAAAUAUAAUUUACUUUAGUUUUUUUUAUUAAUGUUUGCACAAACAUUUCGAUGGUUUACACCGACACAAGUGUUGGUGCGUUAAUAAAAAUUCACACGGACACAAAUGUUGAGUAGGUCUUAAGCCGCUGUUGUGGGGAUUUGGAGAUCCAUUUGUGCAUAAAGAGAUUCGUGGCUGAGAUUCUCCUUUGCGGGCUGAUCUGACGUCUUCGAUUGGAAAUUUGAGUAGUACAUUGAAAUUGGGGUCUGGUUUGCGCACUAGAGAAAAGGAGAUAUCGCCUCUGCCAGCUGGUAAAUGAAGGGUGGAUGGAGAUGUAGGUGUCGAUAGCAAUUGGAUAACAAUUGAGUUUCUUAAUGAGAUCAAAUGUUCAGGAAUUCCAAACCACAGAAUAGUGUUGAAAAAAGGGGUUCCAAGUGUGUAAUUAAGAAACAUUGAUCAAACAUCUAGAUUAUGUAAUGGUACACAGUUAAUUGUGGAAGAGCUGCGAAAGAAAGUCAUCAGAGCAAUUCUAGUCUUAGGAAGCAGAGUCGGGG
This is a messenger RNA of Cuscuta campestris, 1474 nucleotides long. Lineage: Eukaryota; Viridiplantae; Streptophyta; Magnoliopsida; Solanales; Convolvulaceae. The record is from the annotation of a GenBank genome assembly.